Saccharomyces eubayanus is the source of this 2013-nucleotide messenger RNA. It is a transcript of the gene MAG2, whose product is annotated as RING-type E3 ubiquitin transferase MAG2. Bases 1 to 2013 code for a protein of 670 amino acids. The record is from RefSeq and is a predicted model, not a curated record. NCBI's taxonomy places the organism in Eukaryota, Fungi, Ascomycota, Saccharomycetes, Saccharomycetales, Saccharomycetaceae. The transcript has a single exon. Gene Ontology annotation, biological process: positive regulation of transcription by RNA polymerase II. Gene Ontology annotation, molecular function: transcription cis-regulatory region binding.
AUGGUCGAACUGGAUAUGCAGAAGAAGGCAGGUGGUGGCAGUGUUAGUACUGAAAUGGACGCAUUGAACGCUACCAAUAACAAUAAUAAACCAGGAGUUCCAAACACUAAGAGAAAUGUUGCAAGUAGAAAGAAAUCUGGGAAUAAGGUACCCAAUGGAAGAGAUAACGCACAUAAUUAUCAUGGACAAGGUCGUAAGCAGAACAAUAAGCAGCACAAACUAAGAGCGCCUUAUAAGGAGACUUCUACUGAUAUAAAUGAUCAAGAUAUAGAUUUAUCUAUACAGGAGGAAAUUCUCGGUGGUAACUUCAAACUAAGAGGCAGGAGAACGCAAGUUUCGAUUAACCAUUUAUUAAACUUCCAACUGCCUGAGGUCGAAAGAGAAAGGAACAGUUCUUCCACUAAUAAGAAACCGACUAGAAGACGUGAAGAGCACGUGCACCUACAUGGUGACUCGUUUGUCAACGUAAACUAUCGUCUUUUAGUGGAUGAUCGUUUUGACUACCCAGAACAAAGCAAUGAUCCCAACAUUCCUGUGGAUCAAGAAAAGAUUCUCAGAGUCAUAGUACCAAAGGGUCAGAAUUGUUCUAUUUGCCUCAGCGAAGAACCGGUAGCUCCAAGGAUGGUUACCUGUGGUCACAUUUUUUGUCUAAGCUGUCUUUUGAACUUUUUUUCCAUCGAAGAAACCAUCAAAAAUAAAGAAACUGGAUAUACAAAGAAAAAGAAAUAUAAAGAAUGCCCUCUUUGCGGAAGUAUUAUUGGCCCUAAGAGAGUAAAACCUGUUUUGUAUGAGGAUAGAUUUGAUGUCGCCAGGCUGCACAAUAGACCUGAACCCGGUGCCACCGUAAACCUACAGUUGAUGUGCAAGCCGCACGGUUCGCUAUUACCUUUACCAGUGGAACUACACCUGGAUCCGCUAAAAUGUGGCGAUUUCCCUCCUGCAAGUUUAGGAUCGAUUAAACAUUACGCGCACAUCAUGAAAUGUGAUGUAUCGUAUUCUUUAGAGCUUUAUCAAAGGGAUAUUGAUGCUAUCCAAGAGCAAUACGAGAUUGACAAGGCCAUUUAUAAUGAUAGUGGAAAAUUCGUUAAGCGGUCUGUUGAAAACAUCAAUGACCAGAUCUCGACUUUACUAGCAGCAACUACUGAGUCAAACCCAGCUUCUAACGAUAUUAACGACGGCUUGGCAAAUUUCCAUUUCGAUGAUGAUAUUUUGAGUAAGUACGAUGAUACAUCUGCUUAUUUCUUUUAUCAGACUUUGGUGGCAUCAUCUACAAAAUACUAUUUAUCUCCAUUAGAUGUAAAAAUUCUGCUGACUAUUUUUCACCAAUAUUCCAAAUUUCCAGAGAAUAUCGAAACAACAAUUGAGAACAUACAUUACGACACAGUGGUUACUGAACAGUUGAUUCGCCGCUACAAGUACAUUGGCCAUCUUCCAAUAGGUACUGAGAUUGCUCUUGUAGAUUUAGACUGGCGUAAAAUACAGUUCAUCCCUAGAGAAAUUUAUGAACAGUUCGCUCAUGAAUUAAAACAACGUCGAAGAAAGUUCACGAUGAAAAAGCAAAAAGAAGACAAGGAAAAGAAACUGUAUGAAAAAAAACUGGAGCAAGAACAUGCUGAGUUUUACAGGAAGGAAAAUGGAAACCCGCUUAAGUUUGAAGAUUCUGUACAGAUGGCUACCAAUUACGAUUCCAUUAUGAAUUCACCAAUCCCCUUAAAUUCAUUAGGAUAUUCCGUUCUGGGGUCACAAGAAAAGGUUUCCUCUGUCCCUUCAAAGAAAAAGCCUUCCCAUACGGAAAGAACAAUUUGGGGAACGUCAAUUGCAGUGACAGAAGAUGAAAGGGCUUCAAAGGAAAACAAGGAAUUUCAAGACAUGUUACUGCAGCGGAUGAGGCAAGAAGACGUUCCGGAUGCCACAGAUUCUACCGAUUCUCCACCCACUAGUAAUGGCAGAAAGGCCAAGAAGAAAAAGGGGAAGGUCAUGCUAUUCAGCAGUAACCAUCAAGCUCUCGGCUAG